AUCACUUCGUAGUUGUUAUGGCUAUGUCUGUUGUGUUUUUCAAAACGUGAACAGCGAAUUUUGUUUAGAGCUCGAACAGAAAUGAGUUUUUCUGAGAAUCCGAAUUCUCAAAGUGAACAAAAUCAUGAGGAAUUUAAAACGCUACCUGACGAAAGUCUCGGAACGGUUGAACAACAUGGUAUUUUGAAUGAUAACUCACGUAGAAAUGAAGUGGAUGUUGAAACUGAACAAAAUGAUUUAAUUGUUCUUGAUCCAGAUCACCCGUUGAUGAGGCGUUUUCAAGAGUCUCUGAGAAGCAUGCUCACCAAACAUAUUGACAAUACGGAGAUUCACCUGAGGGAGAAAGACGAAGAAAUGAAAAGAGAAAAGACAGCUCACAUUGAAGUUGGUUGCGUUCUGUAUAACCUUCAACAGGAACUUGCAAAGUUUCAGUUAAACUUAGAUAACAAACAUAAUGAAUAUGCGGAAUAUCAUGGAAGGUAUGAAAAUGCUCAGAAUAAGCUCACAACUCUCCGAGAAAUGUACCAAACGUCUGUUAAAACAAUGUUGCAAGAGACUAAAAAAAUGCAUUCUAUGCGUGAUGAAGUUGAUGCAUUAUGUUUGCGAUUAUACUACUUAAAUAAAGCUAAGGAAGACGUUGGUGGAGAUUUGCUGGUAUUGCAAAGGGCAGUUGAAAAAGUUCACACUGAUUUAAGCAAGUUUGAAGAUGAGAAACUCCGACAAGACCUUUCGGUUGAUCGUAUGCAAACUAAAGUUGACCAACUAAAAGAUGAUAUUAACUUAUAUGAAGCUCAAAUAGUAGCUCAAGAAAUUGAAAUGAAUACAAGUCAAAAUCUUUUGUACGAGGCUGAGGCACAAAUAGUUGCUAUAAAUGUUGACAAAGCGCAUUUACUUACUCAGUGGAAAACCAGUUUGCUUGGCUUACAACGUAGAAAUGAAGCAUAUGCAGAUUUAUUAGCAGCUUACAAUAAGCUGAAAGAAGAAUUACUUGUUUUAGAAAAUGAACAAAAUGCAUAUAAGCUUUCAAUUAACAAAGAACAAGAAACACAUGAACGGUUGACAGGACUACAAAAUAAAAAUGAAUCAGACUUGAAUACUUUGCGUAAACAGUUGUUACAUUCAGAAACAAAACUUGAGGCUGAUAAACAAGCUUACACAACAUAUUCAAGAAUCUUACUGGAAACUGAACGUAAUCUUUUCAAUGCUAAAACAGAGAACAAUACUGCUCAAGCAAAUGUAAACAAUAUCCGCAAACAACUUGAGAAGAAGGUAUUAGAGAAACAAGAUUUAGAGAAAAAAAUCUCCGAAGAAUUGAGAGAUCGGUUGACCGCGCAAAAAGCUGCUAAUUAUGCUAACAAAAUCAAUAUAAACGUACAAGAUCAAAGUAGAGAAUUACUAACACAAAUUGUACAAAUGGAAAAUCAGAUUGCUAAAGACGAGUUAGGCGUAGCACAUAAAAAGGCCAGGAAUAAGCAACAACAAGAAAAAGUUAGUGAAUUAGAACGAGAAAUCGAUAACACAAAUCUAUUGAUCACUAAGCUGGAAGGUGAAAUACAUCAUGCUAAUAUUUCAGUCGAACGUAAACAAGGGAACAUUGAUAUAUUAAAUAAGAAAUUGGAACGUUUAAUUCGUGACUGCGGUGGUCAAGAAAUUGGGCCGUUGGAUGCACAAGUAAACAAUUUAAAUAAAGCUAUUGGACUAAAGCAGGAUGAGAUCGGUGAACUUGAACAACAAUGGUUAAGAGAACAGAAUGAAUUAGUUGUAAAUAUAAAUGAACGUGAUAAAUUAGCUGAGUCUGUGACUAGAAUAAAUAAACAAUUAUCAAUUUUAACACAGAAGAAAUUACGCAUUGAUAAUGAAAUCGCUAUUCAGGGACGUGAGAAAAAUGAUUUAAAAAAAGAACUAAAACAUUUACAGAACGAUAUCACUAGAAUAAACACAAUGAUAGCAAAAGAGAAGACAACCGAAGAAUGUUUGGAUAAUGAAAAUAAACUAACUGAAAUAGACUUUAUACGUUCAUUGAAAGAAAAAGAAACAGAAGCAGCUAAUUUGCAAGAAAAAGUGGAUAAAGCUUUAAAAGAUAAAGAAGACUUAUUAAGUGAAUUAGUCGAAGUUGAACGGACAAUUAUGCUGUGGGAAAAGAAAAUACAAUUAUGUGAAGAAACUAAAAAAUCCGUUGAUUGUGAUAUAGGUCAAGGUGAAAUGAAUGUUAUGCGUCAUGAAAUUCAUCGUAUGGAAAUUCGUAAAUCCUCAUUACUUCAGCAACAAGAUAGAUUAAUUCAGGCACUUGAACGUUCUGUAUCAAAGAAAUAAAAAAAAUUAUAAAUUGAUUUCAAAUGAAAAGUUUGAAAUGGAUAUUUAGUAUCAAUUAAAUAUGUCAGUCGUAGUCAGAUAAGAAUUAAUACCUUCCGUAAUUUUAUGACCUACUUAAGUAAACGAAGUAUGUCAUUUGUUCAUUAGGUAGAUACAUUCUGACUGGUAGACACUUUCAAUUGACAGUUGAAUACCUACGUUUUUUAAAUAUAAAUUUUUUUCAGGUGUUGAUAAUGCUGACUAAUUUUGUUCGUUUAGAUAACUUUUCAUAGCAUUAACAUAAAUAAUUUUCUACUUAUAAUAUCUGCACGAAUUUUACAAUGUUCACAAAAAAGUUAUGAAUUCAAGCUGUUUUGGUGAUUAUUUUCAUAGUGUACUGAACUAAAAAUUUUAGGUAUCACAAUAGUCAUUUAAGUGUUACAAGGAAAAGGGUCAUAACACAUCAUCACAAUAUGCAAUCAAGAACAAAAGCCUUCAUACCUAUGAACGAACAAGAAGCAAAUUAAAGGAAGUAGUAACGAACAAAAACGAUCUCAGUUUGCCUUUCCUACCUCUCCUCAAUAUCUUGGCAAUUACAGUUUUCCAAAUACAUAAUAUACUGUCUGCUUCCAUUUAUAACUGUUAGAUUAGUAGUUUAAGCAAUACGUAGAACUGUGUGGCGGUCGUAAUAUGAAAUAAUAAAUAAAAAUUGAUUGAACUAAGAAAUUUACUAGUGACUGAAAGCAAGUGAAACUUGGUUAAUAGAGGUCAAGAGAUAUCAUUUUUUAACCAAUGAAGAGAUUUUACUUUGCAUUCUACUGUCUAACUUUAUCGAAAAUAGCUCAUCCAGUGAAUAACACUAGGAAAUGUAUUUGCAUGAUAUAUUGCUCUUCCCUAAAUAACAGUCAUCUGUUGUAACGUGCGGGACUGCAGGUUAUGAUACGCAGCGUUAUAUCGAUCGAUCACAGUGACACGUAAAACACGUAGUGGACGACCUAGUGUCCCGAUUGGCCCUGCUUCGCUG
Molecule: messenger RNA, 3316 nt
Organism: Schistosoma bovis
Lineage: Eukaryota; Metazoa; Platyhelminthes; Trematoda; Strigeidida; Schistosomatidae
Source: the annotation of a GenBank genome assembly